Molecule: messenger RNA, 1065 nt
Organism: Apaloderma vittatum (bar-tailed trogon)
Lineage: Eukaryota; Metazoa; Chordata; Aves; Trogoniformes; Trogonidae
Gene: MRPL38
Product: mitochondrial ribosomal protein L38
Exons: 9
Coding region: 34-1065 (343 amino acids)
Cellular component (GO): mitochondrial large ribosomal subunit
Source: RefSeq, a predicted model, not a curated record
GCCCUCCUCAAGCGGGCAGCCCCGCUGGGGCCGAUGCCCAACGAGAAUAUUGACGUCAGCAACUUGGAAGUGCUGCAGAAAUACCGCAGUUUCGGUCGCUACUUCAGACUGGCAGAAAAGGAGAGCAGGAAGCCCUCUGGAGCCAUAGUUAUAGCCAGAACUGUAGUUUUCGCUGAGCCAAAGACUGACAUCAGCCUGCCGCGUGUUAAGCUGUCACGGGCAAAAGUUGUCAAGGAAAGAAAAAAGAUCCUGAGGGAGAAUCACCAGAAUGCUGAGAUGGAAAGAGCAGCACGGCUCCGGACAGAGCUGAUUCCCCUCGACGAGGUCAGAGCUGAGUGGGAGAAGACCAGCGGCCCGUUCCACAAGCAGCGUGUGGCAGAGCACUGUGGGAUAUUCCGUGACUUGUUCAAGGGGGCCACGUUCACCCCCUGGGUUAGCUUGAGGGUGGAGUACAGCCAAGAUGACGAGCAUCUCGUGCCAGUCUACUAUGGGAACAUGGUGACUCCGUCAGAGGCUUCCAGUUCCCCUGCAGUGUCCUACGAGGCAGAUAAAGGCUCUCUUUGGACUUUGUUGCUCACAAAUCCAGAUGGACAUUUAAGAGAGACGGACUCGGAGUACCUCCACUGGCUGGUGACAAACAUCCCAGGCAAUGACAUCAGGUCGGGUAAGGAGAUCUGCCAUUACCUGCCCCCCUUCCCUGCCAGGGGGACUGGCUACCAUCGCUUCGUCUUCCUCCUCUUCAAGCAAGACUGCCUCAUAAAUUUCAGCGAGGAUGUUCGGCCAAUGCCAUGCUACAGCCUCAAGAUGCGAACCUUUAGUACAUUCGACUUCUACAGGAGGCACGAGGACGCAAUGACCCCGGCAGGGCUGGCGUUCUUCCAGUGUCAGUGGGACAGCUCCGUUACGGGGGUCUUCCAUCAGCUUCUCAAUAUGAGAGAGCCCGUGUUUGAAUUCGUGCGGCCGCCUGUUUACCACCCUCCACAGUUAAAGUUCCCGCGUCACCAACCUCUGAGGUACCUGGACAGAUACCGAGACACCAAGGAGCCCACAUAUGGCAUUUAUUAG